Molecule: messenger RNA, 3722 nt
Organism: Spinacia oleracea (spinach)
Lineage: Eukaryota; Viridiplantae; Streptophyta; Magnoliopsida; Caryophyllales; Amaranthaceae
Product: probable E3 ubiquitin-protein ligase ARI2
Exons: 7
Coding region: 214-2085 (623 amino acids)
Biological process (GO): protein ubiquitination
Molecular function (GO): zinc ion binding; ubiquitin-protein transferase activity
Source: RefSeq, a predicted model, not a curated record
CAUAAUCUAUCUUGGGGUAUAUAAGGCAACACAGUUUGGUAUUCACACCAAAAUUCUCAACUCAAAACUAACUGAAUUUCACAGCUAUCUCGUCAGACUUCCCACUACCGGCGUAAUUCAGGCGAAAUCAACCCCAAUUUCUCUCUGAAAUCCCUUCACAACUUAACGAAUUACACCUUAAUUUUCCUGUUUCUUUUCUUUAGAUUAUCUAAAAUGGAAACAGUGUACUUUGAUAGUGAAGAGGAAGAAGAUAACUUCAAUUUUGGCCGUUUCUUUGAAUAUGAAGAGGAAGAAAAUAACUUCAAUUCUGGCCUUUUCUUUGAAUAUGAUGAUAAUGACGGCGACGACGGCUUCUUUGACGACGGAAUUCAAAAUCUUCCCAUCACUUCUCCUUCGUCUGAUUCUCGUUCUCCAUUGUGUCAGGUAAUUACAAGAGAGUCACUAUGGGAAGCACAGAGGGCCGAUUUGCGGAUGGUGAUGGAUCUGUUAUUGGUUAAAGAACAUCAUGCUCGGGCUUUGUUGAUUCGUUAUCAGUGGAAUAUCGACAAGUUAUUCAUCGUUUUUGUUGAGAAGGGUAAAGCUCACUUAUUUGCUGAAGCUGGAGUUACUGUGGUUGAACAUGAUGCUCUAAGCUCGGGACUUUCUUCGACUCUCGUGUGUACUAUUUGCAUCGAGGAUGUUCCUUGCAACGAGACUACACAAAUGGAUUGUGGUCAUACUUUCUGCAAUAACUGCUGGACAGAGUAUUUUAUUGUAAAGAUAAAUGAUGGUAUGAGUAGGGUGAUUAGGUGCAUGGAAUACCAAUGCAAUGAUAUAUGUAAUGAAGGCAUUGUAAGGAAUUUAGUAAGAAAAAGAAAACCUGAACUCGCAGAGAAGUUUGAUCGGUUUCUUCUCGAAUCAUAUAUCGAGGAUAAUAAAAUGGUGAAGUGGUGCCCUAGCAUCCCUCAUUGUGGUAAUGCAAUACGUAUUAAGGAUGAUGCAGUCUGUGAAGUGGAAUGCACCUGUGGUAAACAGUUCUGUUUUAGGUGUUUAUCAGAAAUACACUCUCCUUGUUCAUGCUUGAUGUGGGAGCUUUGGAACAAGAAGUGCAAUAAAACAAACACAUCAAAGUGGAUUACUGUCAAUACAAAACGUUGCCCGUCAUGUGGGAAGCUUGUGGAGAAGAUUGGAGGUUGCAGAACUGUUCAUUGCUUCUGUGGUAGCAUUAUCUGCUGGGUAUGUGGGAAAAUUAAUGGCAAUCUAUAUCAUAGUUGUACACUUUACAAAGCCCCGGCAGAGGUGCAGGAUGCCAACGAUUACCUUCACGGUGUGCUACGUGAUACUGAAGAAGCUAGCUAUCUUGAUACGAUUUCCCCAGAAAGACAGAAAAGUGGUAGUACAGACUCACUCUUGUACGAAACAACGGGGCAGAUUCAAUCCAGCCGAAAGAUUUCCUUCGGCUACCUUCGGUACAUGCACUGUUACACACAUUAUAAGGGCCACAGGAAUUCCAUACAGAUGGAAGCCAUUUUAGAGCAGAAAAUAAACGAUAUUAUGGUGUUAAGUUCUCAAGAAAACAAACCACAAUCUCAAGAUCUUAGCUGGGCCAAAAUCGGAGUCUACAGAUUAAUUAGAUCAAGAUAUAUCCUCUCCUACUCGUAUGUAUUUGCUUUUUAUAUGUUCGGGGAUGAACUCUUUGAGGGUGAGAUGACUGAAACAGAAAGAAUAAUAAAACAGAAUCUAUUUGAAGAUCAGCAACAACAAUUAGAAGCUAAAGUUGUGCAGCUCUCUGAUUUAAUGAAAAAGUCAUUUUGCGAGUAUACCAUAGAUAGUCUGAAACAAAUAAAGAUGCAGGUCAUGGCAUUAACAUAUACCAUUGAUGACCUCUGCAAAAAAAUGUAUGAUUGUAUUGAGAAUGAUUUGCUGGGUUCCCUUCAAUCGUAUACGCACAUUAUAGCUCCAUAUGGAUCAAAGGGAGUUAUUCGAGCAUCUGAUCUUGCUGUUCAUGGUGUUAAUGGAUGUUUGAUGGAAAUGGGUGAAGCAUCAAGUUGUAGAGACUGUAUUGAAGGUCAAGAGCCCUCUGAAAAGCGUGCUAAAAUAUCAUGAGUUCGUGACUCUGCAAGAUGUUUGGACCUGAACUUGGCAAGUGAACCGAGCGUGGUUGAAUGAGUAGAAAACUUUAGUUGAUAUAGCAGAAUGUAGAACAGCAGGUGAUCGAAGAAGAUUGCUUGACUAUUGUUUGUGGCCAUGCCGAGCUGCCCUGGUGCCCCCUUUGCUCCUGUAUAAAACGCGCAUAGUUGGUUUAUACCUUCUCUUUUCUUUUUUCUUCACUUUUUUCUGUCUUUUCUCCCAUUCGCACACACACACACACACCUGACACCACCAAAAACCAUGGCUGAUGUCUGGUACUUGAUUGUCAUUCUCCAAAAUAAAUAAAUAAAUCAUGAUAUAUUUUGCGUUCAAUCUUCAGAAUUUGCAUAGGAAUGAUGAAACUAUUGCCAAAAUAACUGUGGGGAGGUUUGCAUUAUGAAUUAUGGAGUGUUUGGUUUGCAUUAUUGCAAGACGUUUCCCAGCAGCAGUUAUAGUGCAGGUAAAAAAAGAUAAGGAUGAAUUUAAGAUGAUGCAUGUUGGAUUCAUGAGUUUCAGCCACAUAUGGAGAAAGUGCUUCUAGCUUAAUUAGUUGGCUUUGAUGUUCAAAUUCUGCUUGAGAAACUUGCCUAUGUUUUUCGAGGGGAAAGCAAGUUCAAGUUCUUGAAAAAUAAUAAGGCGACUACUGGAUUAUUAGUUACAUUCAAAGUGGUUACCGAAGUAAAACUAGAAGAUGAGAUAUCGUUGGGAAAGUGACUGGUUUUUUGUUGGGUAAGACCGGAAUAAUUGGUUAUCAGAAUAAUGCUGCCUAUGAAGCUGAUCUUGAGGUACGUUUUAGAGAUGCAGAUUAUCCAGGUACAUUUUAGAGAACAAUUAGUUCUGAUAGUCUUUUGUUUCUCUUGCUAGUCUCAUACCAAUUAUUGUUGUCAGUUAUUGGAGAUUCAGGAAAAGGUCUGGUAUCGGUGAGUAAGUAUUACUCUGUCCUACUAGAUGUCUAUCUUCCUUCUGGCAAACUAUAACUAUCCUCCUGGAUCAUCAUCAUCAUCAUCAUCAUGCUGCUAAACUUGUUAUUCGAUCAUUUGCUGAUUAUUUUCUCGAUUGGUACGAUUUCUUGCUAGUACAGGUGGACUAGUAUAACUCACUACGGUAGAAAAAAAAAAAAAACUGACACUCGAAGAAGUCUGAAAGACCUGAUUGCAUAUUAGAAAUCAAGGAAAUCUUCUGUUGCUUAUGAGUUAUGAGUGCGGCUCCUAUCAUGCACAUUCAUCCAGAAACAUAAUCUGCUCUAAAACUACGCUCUGAACAUCAGCACAAGAGUCUGCACAGGUCUGCAUCAGUAUCCUCUGCACAUUUGAAACACAAUGAGCAAACUUGAACAAAGUUCUGCAGCACAGAAACUAGCAGUGAAAUAGCAAUCUAGAUAACCAAAGUAUCUGAUACCCAAAUCCAAAGUGUAGGUGACAUUGGCGAAGGCCCAUAACUGUGUGGGGGCAGACGGGAGGUCUCUUUAGGGGGACUAGUGACGGAGCCAGGAUUUUUGAAUCGGGGUGUUAUUUUUUAAUUGGGGUGUCGACAUGUUAGUAAAACAGUUAUUAGUCCGUGUUAAUUUACUUUUUCUAAUAAAUAUAAGGUAUAAACGUUUUUGUUUUACAAAA